Messenger RNA from Closterium sp. NIES-65, 471 nucleotides. The record is from the annotation of a GenBank genome assembly. NCBI's taxonomy places the organism in Eukaryota, Viridiplantae, Streptophyta, Zygnematophyceae, Desmidiales, Closteriaceae.
AUGUACAUCACCCUCUACUACAUAGUCACCCGGCUCCCUGACACUCUCCGCGUAGUCAGGGACCACUUCCUCUCAGUUUGCCCCACCACUCUCACCGUUGACCUCCUUGAGAAGGCCCUCCUAGCAGCAGAGAAGAGUAUAGUCGCUGUAGGAGCCUCUCGUGCGCUGCGUCUGCCCCGAGCGGGAGACGCCGCACCGGCAAGGGCAAGGGGGACAAGGGCGCUGGAGGGCUUGGAGGGGGCGGUGGAGGUGGUGGUGGAGGCAGUGGAGGGAGUGGGGGUGGUGGUGGGAGUGGUGGCGGGGGUGGUGGCGGCGGCGGCAGCAGUGGAGGCGGCAGAGGCGGUGGUGGUGGCGGAGGGAGCGGAGGCGGCGGAGGUGGCGGAGGAGGCGGAGGCGGAGGAGGCGGCGGAGGCGGCGGCGGCGGCGGCAGUGGUGGAGCAGAUCACGACUCUGCGCAGAGGAGUGGCAUAG